Molecule: messenger RNA, 1270 nt
Organism: Carya illinoinensis
Lineage: Eukaryota; Viridiplantae; Streptophyta; Magnoliopsida; Fagales; Juglandaceae
Product: protein YABBY 4-like
Exons: 7
Coding region: 253-831 (192 amino acids)
Biological process (GO): cell fate commitment; regulation of leaf development; polarity specification of adaxial/abaxial axis
Cellular component (GO): nucleus
Source: RefSeq, a predicted model, not a curated record
CAUUUCAAUGACUUAUAAACAGCACAAAUAAACAGUGAGAAGAGAUCGCGCUCUUGUUUCCUUGCCCGUCUUGUAUCUGCUAGACCGAACAGUGCGGCCUCUCUCUCUCUUUCCCCUUCACAUUUCUUUUGCAACUCACAAUCAAGAAAAAGCAGAUCCAAGGUGGUGCUGGUGGUUAAGCUGUCAAUCCAUCAAUCAAUCAAUCAACUUGACCAAUCAUCAAUAAAUUUUUAAAGGAAGAGAAAAAUAAAAAUGUCCUCCUCUUCUACCUUGUCUUUGGACCACCUUCCGCCCUCCGAGCAGCUCUGUUAUGUCCAUUGCAACAUUUGCGACACUGUCCUCGCGGUGAGUGUUCCCUGCACCAGUUUGUUCAAGACUGUUACGGUAAGAUGUGGCCAUUGCACCAACCUCCUGCCAGUGAAUAUGCGAGGCUUGCUUCUGCCUUCGGCUAAUCAGUUUCAUCUGGGUCACUCUUUCCUCUCUCCUUCCCAUAACGUUCUGGAAGAGAUACCGAAUCCAACCCCAAACUUCUUGAUUAACCAAACCAAUUCGAGUGACUUAACCAUGCCUGUUCGGGGAGGAGUCGAUGAGCUUCCACGGCCCCCAGCCAUAAAUAGACCUCCAGAGAAGAGACAGAGAGUCCCCUCCGCCUACAACCGCUUCAUCAAGGACGAGAUCCAACGCAUCAAGUCUGUUAAUCCCGAUAUAUCCCACAGAGAAGCCUUCAGCGCCGCUGCCAAGAAUUGGGCCCACUUCCCACAUAUUCACUUUGGUCUCAUGCCUGACCAGACUGCGAAGAAGACAAACAUGCGUCAGCAGUCCUGUGUUUGAGUAGGAAGGAGAGGACGUCCUGAUUAAAGAUGGGUUUUUCGCUUCAGCUAAUGUGGGUGUUUCUCCUUACUAAAGACCAAAGUCUCUACAAGCGUACAGCAGUGGUGGUGGGAGAAAAAUUUUGAAGUAAUUCGGAUGUGUGUCGAAAUUCUAUGUUCGCUCUAAUUUAUUGAUAACCUAUCUGCAAGUUAGGGCUUCGAUCUGUUAAGGUUGACACGUCUAGGUUAAUGUAGUACUUUCUAGAUCGAUGAUCUUCAGUUUCUACCUCUCUUGAAAAACCUAAUAUUGUUGGAAGAACCUAAUCCUUCAAGUAAUUAUGGCAUCACUCACCAGUACUGUAGGCUUUGUAGCUAGCUGCUAAUGAUCAACUAGUUCCCCUAAUUAUCGAUAUUUUGAACUCUUCUUAAUGGUACGUAAUUUAUCUUAUUACUUCUGUUUA